This is a messenger RNA of Leptosomus discolor (cuckoo roller), 1782 nucleotides long. Lineage: Eukaryota; Metazoa; Chordata; Aves; Leptosomiformes; Leptosomidae. The record is from RefSeq and is a predicted model, not a curated record.
AUGGCGGAAAGCUGGUCUUUCUUGGAUACUUUUGAGCCUAACUUCAGGCCUCUGGUAGUAAUUGAGCUUGCAAAGGGCACCAAAGAGGAAACCAUAGAAUGGUUCACUAAACGAAUUGUGGACAAAAAAGCAAACGGAGGUGCACAACUGCUGGUUAAACCAUUGGUCAUGGAAAACGGAGGUGAAAAUAUUUAUCUAGUUGGAGCUUCCCACUUAAGGCUGUUGCUGGGAGCUGAAACUGUGGGUUUGGUGAAGGAAUGUAAUGAUAACUCAAUGAGAACUUUUACAUACAGCAGUAGAAAAACUUUCAAAGAUUUUGCAGAUGACAAUCACAGUUUCCUUACAAUGGCAGAAUGUCAGUAUAUCAUCAAACAUGAACUCGAAAAUUUGAGAGCUAAAGAUGAAAAAAUGAUCCCUGGAUAUCCUCAGGCAAAGCUGUAUCCAGGAAAAUCGAUUGUGAGAAGAUUAUUGACCAGUGGUAUUCUAGUUCAGAUUUUCCCACUGCAUGAUAGAGAAGAGUUGAAAAAGCUCCGUCACAGCUGGUACGGCCGAGUGAAAGUUGGCUAUCAACCUUUAGAUGAGAUACGCUGCUACUUUGGAGAAACCAUUGCUCUUUACUUUGGCUUCUUAGAGUACUUCACAUUUGCGUUGAUUCCAAUGGCUGUCAUUGGGAUUCCUUAUUAUGUGUUUGCAUGGGAAGACUAUGACAAAUAUGUGAUGUUUGCCACAUUCAAUCUGCUCUGGUCCACUGUGAUACUGGAAGUUUGGAAGCGGAUUUGUGCUAUCAUGACAUACCGUUGGGGGACACUCUUGAUGAAACGACAGUUUGAAGAACCACGACCAGGCUUCCAUGGUGUCCUGGGUAUCAAUCCCAUCACUGGGAGGGAGGAACCGGUGUACUCAAGUAUUAAGAGACAGAUGCGGAUUUAUCUGGUGUCUUUACCAUUUGUGUGCCUUUGCCUCUACUUCUCGCUGCAUGUGAUGAUGAUUUACUUUGACUUGGAACAGUGGGCUCUGGAUUAUCAUGAAGAGAAUGAGUCUAACUUCAGCAGCUUGAUGCUGUUUGUGCCCAGUAUCAUAUAUGCUGUUGUGAUUGAAAUUAUGAACCGUAUCUAUCGGUAUGCUGCUGAAUUCUUAACAUCAUGGGAAAAUCAUAGGCUGGAAUCUUCAUAUCAGAAUCAUUUAAUUCUGAAGGUUUUAGUGUUCAACUUCUUAAAUUGUUUUGCAUCUCUCUUCUACAUUGCCUUUGUGCUCUUUGAUAUGAAGCUUUUGAGGCAGAGCUUGGCCACUUUGCUGAUAACUUCACAGAUCCUUAACCAGUUUGCAGAAUCCUUGCUUCCUUACUGGCUCCAAAAGAGACAUAAGAGGAGGAUGAAGAAACGCAUGAGUUCCCUGAAGACAGAUACAGACCUGUCAUUAGUCGAACAAGUCAACCUGGAGAAAGAAAUGGGCACCUAUUUUGGUACUUUUGAUGAUUACCUGGAGUUAUUCUUACAGUUUGGCUAUGUGAGUCUUUUCUCAUGCGUUUAUCCACUGGCAGCUGUCUUUGCAGUGUUAAACAACAUCACUGAGAUAUAUUCUGAUGCCUUAAAAAUGUGUAGAGUUUACAAGCGUCCAUUUGCAGAACCCACAGCAAAUAUUGGUGUUUGGCAGCUGGCUUUUGAAACUAUGAGUGUAAUAUCAGUUGUUACUAAUUGCAUACUGAUUGGAAUGUCUCCACAAGUGAAUGCCCUUUUCCCAGACUCGAAAACGGACCUUAUUCUGACUGUGGCAUUAGUAGAG